AUGGGAACCGUUUCGAUCGAUGCUCGAUCAGUGGACGCGAGUGAAAGGCGAGUCCAGCUGGGUGGAAGUUCUCAUGCCGCGAGAUCCUCGAACGAAGAUCCUGAGCCGGAUGAAUCGGACGCCGUCGGCAACGAGGGCCGUAUUCGGGGUGCGUUGUACCCGACCUCGGCCGAGGAUCAGGAGGGAAAUGGUCGACGAUUUCCGCCGCAGGACGCUGAACCACGCGGUCAAAUAUUGAAGCUCGGCUACUUCCCGAAAGGGAAACGGAACACCAAGUCUGGGAAAAAAUCCGCUCGUUGCAAACGUCGCGUCACGUUCGCCUUGUGA
Molecule: messenger RNA, 327 nt
Organism: Heterotrigona itama
Lineage: Eukaryota; Metazoa; Arthropoda; Insecta; Hymenoptera; Apidae
Source: the annotation of a GenBank genome assembly